This is a messenger RNA of Arabidopsis arenosa, 1107 nucleotides long. The record is from the annotation of a GenBank genome assembly. Lineage: Eukaryota; Viridiplantae; Streptophyta; Magnoliopsida; Brassicales; Brassicaceae.
UUCUCCACUUUUCUCCUUCAUUAGGGUUUUCUCUCUAUUUAGCUGCGCAGCUCUCUCUCCUUCUCACCGAUUCAUUCACUUCUCUUAAAACUCGUUAAUUUUUUCUGGGUUUUUGUCUCUUUUGCGAUCUGUUUCCGAAAGUUGUUUAAUUUUCGAGUGAGAAUUAAGAUUGAGAGAGAAAGAGAACCAUGGAGGAAGGAAGUAUGUUCAGAUCUCUAUUAGCGAUUCUUCAGUGGUGGGGUUUCAACGUUACCGUCAUCAUCAUGAACAAAUGGAUCUUUCAGAAACUGGAUUUCAAGUUUCCACUAUCGGUUUCAUGUGUUCACUUCAUAUGUUCAUCGAUUGGAGCAUACAUCGUUAUCAAAGUUCUUAAGCUUAAACCAUUGAUUGUUGUUGAACCAGAAGAUCGUUGGAGGAGGAUUUUUCCAAUGUCUUUCGUGUUUUGUAUCAACAUUGUCUUGGGAAAUGUCAGUCUUCGAUACAUUCCGGUUUCGUUUAUGCAGACGAUUAAAUCUUUCACUCCAGCUACUACAGUUGUGUUACAGUGGCUGGUGUGGAGGAAAUACUUUGACUGGCGUAUUUGGGCGUCUCUCGUGCCCAUUCUACUUCCACAAAGACCAUUCUAGCCGAAUCUCUUCUUCAUGGUUACAAAUUUGACAGCAUAAACACCGUAUACUAUAUGGCGCCUUUUGCCACCAUGAUACUCGGGAUACCAGCACUAUUACUGGAAGGCAGUGGAAUUUUGAGUUGGUUUGAAGCACAUCCUGCUCCCUGGUCAGCCCUCAUCAUUAUAUUCAGUUCUGGUGUUCUAGCCUUCUGUCUCAACUUCUCCAUCUUCUACGUCAUUCACUCCACAACCGCAGUCACGUUCAACGUAGCUGGAAACCUUAAGGUUGCCGUAGCUGUAUUGGUCUCAUGGUUGAUAUUCCGUAACCCAAUAUCGUAUAUGAAUGCUGUUGGAUGUGGAAUUACGCUUGUGGGCUGCACGUUUUAUGGAUAUGUGAGGCAUAUGCUUUCACAGCAAACACCGGGAACUCCUAGGACACCUCGUACCCCAAGAAGCAAGAUGGAAUUACUUCCUCUUGUUAAUAAUGAUAAACUCGAAGG